This is a messenger RNA of Lolium rigidum, 1246 nucleotides long. RefSeq names its product GDSL esterase/lipase At5g45910-like. Bases 37 to 1158 code for a protein of 373 amino acids. The record is from RefSeq and is a predicted model, not a curated record. The transcript has 5 exons. NCBI's taxonomy places the organism in Eukaryota, Viridiplantae, Streptophyta, Magnoliopsida, Poales, Poaceae. Gene Ontology annotation, molecular function: hydrolase activity, acting on ester bonds.
UUCUCCAUAAGAUCAGCAUUCCAAGUUGCAGCAGCCAUGGAUCUCACUCUUGUGUUGUCCAUUCUCUUCCUCUCAUGUCUCCACGGCGUGAGCUCCGACCCCCGCUACUUCACCUCACUUUUUACCCUGGGAGACUCCUACAUCGACGCUGGCAACUUCGUGAUCAUGGCUGCUCGGAUGGUGCCGCCCGUGCCCGUGUGGCAUGACAAGCCUCCUUACGGCAUGACUUUCUUCGGCUAUCCCACGGGCCGCCUCAGCGACGGGAGAAUCAUCACCGAUUUCAUUGCCGAGCAGUUUGGUCUCCCUCUUCUUCAGGCCUCCUUGUUGAAUAUCUCAGACGUCUCAAAAGGCGUAGAUUUCGCUGUCGGUGGUGCGACAGCGAUCGACGUUGACUUUUACGAGAGGAACAAGCUGGUUCAGUUCAAGCUUCUGAACAAUUCUCUGAGUGUGCAGCUUGGUUGGUUGGAGGAGCUCAAGCCAUCAAUUUGCAAGGCCAAGAAAGGGUGCAGAGGUUGCUUCAGUAAGGCAUUAUUCUUCGUUGGGGAGUUUGGAGUGAAUGACUACAACUUUGUAUGGAGUGCGGGGAAGACUGAAGACGAAGUGAUGUCUCAUGUACCAAUAGUUGUGGAAAAUAUCGUCAGAGCCGUGGAGAGGCUUAUUAACGGAGGCGCAAUACAUGUUCUCGUGCCGGGAAAUCCACCAAAUGGAUGCUCGCCUACCAUACUCACCCUCCGCUCGAGCCUCAAUCAGACGGGAAACUACGACUACAUGGGCUGCCUAAGUGACAUCAACCGGGUGGCUAUGCACCAUAACUCCAUGCUCAAUGCAUCAAUCGGUGCUCUCAGGGGCAAGUACCCCCAUGCCAGGAUCAUAUUUGCUGAUUUCUACGAACCAAUUAUCACCCUCCUCCAAAGCCCCAACCAAUCCGGAGAUGUCAAUGCCGAUGCUCUCCGAGCUUGCUGCGGAGGUGGCGGGGAGUACAAUUGGAAUGCAAGCGCUAUAUGCGGCAUGCCGGGAGCUACCGCCUGCAAUGAUCCAUCGACAUUUGUGAGCUGGGAUGGGGUUCACUACACGGAGGCCACCUACCGGUACAUCGCAGAGGGGUGGUUGCACGGUCCUUUCGCCGAUCCACCCAUACUUAGUGAAAUGGGCCAUUAAUUUGAAAGAAAAACUUGAAGAAAAUUUAUCAUUGCAUGCAUGGUAAGGAGUGUACCAAAGGAAUCAAUAAAAGUUAUCGCUUAUACAA